AUGGAGAAGGAGAAGAAGAAGAAGAUUGCGGAGCAGGUGAACGUGACCAACAAGGCCGACAACCAAAACCAGAAGCAGAGGAGGAACAGCAGUAGUAUUCCUGACAAGGAAGAACAUGAACAUGAAUGUGAACAACUGAAGCUUGCUGCCAUGGCCAUCACCUCCAACUCCAACAUACGCCUGAGGUCCGCCGACAUGCCCUUCUCCAUGCAAGAACGAGCCCUCCGUCACGCCCUCCACCUCCAACUCAACUCCAACUCCAACUCUAAUUCCGUCCGCCUCAAUCCCACCCUCCUCGCCCGCUCCCUUAAAAAGGAAUUCGAUCGAGUGUACGGGCCGGCGUGGCACUGCGUGGCCGGGAGCAGCUUCGGGUCAUUCAUCACCCACUCCCCCGGUGGCUUCCUCUACUUCUCCCUCUCCCUCGACGCCAACCGCUCCCUCUCCAUUCUUCUUUUCAAGACUCACCUUCAACUCAUCACAACUUAACAACUACUACUAUGAUUAAUUAGUCAUCAGUAUUUACAUAUAUAUAGACUUCUUGAUCAUGAUAUAAAUAUUCAUCAAGUCAAAACUGUUUAAUUCAUCCAUCUUUCUUGUCCACGAGUUCAACUCUAAUCUAAUAUAUGUUGUGUGUGAUCGAUCCAUCCAUAAUCAACACACAACUAUGGCCGAUAAAAGGAUCAAUAGCCUUGUGGUUUUGUGUGUGUGUGUGUGUGUGUGUGUUUAAACAAACAUUCCAACACAAUUGCAGGUCAAAAUUAAAAGCAUCUCAACUGUUCAUACCAAAAUAAUACAUGCGCUGGGCAUAAUCUGAUUAUUCUGCAAUUGUAAAAACAUCACUUGCAGACAAGAUAUAUUUAGCGUACAUAUGCACACACCAGUUUUAUUUUUUGAACUACAUAUAUAUAAAAUGCUCCCCAUGACAGCAAAAAAAAGAAGGCAGAUAUAGUUAAAAGAAAAAAAAAAGAAUAGGACUAAAAA
This is a messenger RNA of Andrographis paniculata, 981 nucleotides long. RefSeq lists its product as uncharacterized. Lineage: Eukaryota; Viridiplantae; Streptophyta; Magnoliopsida; Lamiales; Acanthaceae. The record is from RefSeq and is a predicted model, not a curated record. The coding region runs from base 1 to 486 and encodes 161 amino acids. Gene Ontology annotation, cellular component: dynein complex. Gene Ontology annotation, biological process: microtubule-based process. Gene Ontology annotation, molecular function: dynein intermediate chain binding; dynein light intermediate chain binding. The transcript has 2 exons.